Messenger RNA from Lottia gigantea (owl limpet), 1240 nucleotides. RefSeq lists its product as hypothetical. Gene Ontology annotation, molecular function: L-aspartate:2-oxoglutarate transaminase activity; pyridoxal phosphate binding. Gene Ontology annotation, cellular component: cytosol. Gene Ontology annotation, biological process: L-aspartate biosynthetic process. The transcript is spliced from 9 exons. The coding region runs from base 5 to 1240 and encodes 411 amino acids. NCBI's taxonomy places the organism in Eukaryota, Metazoa, Mollusca, Gastropoda, Lottiidae. The record is from RefSeq and is a predicted model, not a curated record.
CAGUAUGGCGUCCCUAUUUGCCCAUGUUGAAGUCGCAGCACCGAUCGAAGUGUUUGCUUUGACAGCAAAAUACAAUGAAGAUAAAUUUCAGGAUAAAGUGAAUUUAGGAGUUGGAGCAUACAGAACAGAUGAAGGUAAACCAUGGGUUCUACCAGUUGUCAGACAAGCAGAGAUCCAGAUGGCAAAUGAUGCCACAUUAAACCAUGAGUACCUACCAGUGGCAGGCUUGCCAACAUAUAGAGAGGCUGCUGCUAGACUUCUCUUAGGGGAGGGGCAUAAAGCAUUAGUAGAGAACAGGGUAGAAGGUGUUCAGACAUUAGGAGGAACAGGGGCUAUCAGAUUAGCAGCUGAGUUUUUAAAACAGUUUUUAAACAAAUCUGUAGUUUAUGUUUCAAAACCUACUUGGGGAAAUCAUAAAGGUAUAUUUAAAGCUGCAGGGUAUGCUAAAAUAGAAGAGUAUAGAUAUUGGGAUGAUGCUAAUAGAUGUCUGAAUCUAUCAGGCAUGUUGGAAGAUCUUAAGGGAGCACCAGAGAAUGCUGUUGUGAUAUUACAUACUUGUGCUCACAAUCCAACUGGUACUGAUCCUACACAAGACCAAUGGAAGGAAAUCAUUCAAGUUUGUCAGGAUAAAAAAAUAUUUAUGUUGAUGGACUGUGCUUAUCAAGGCUUUGCUAGUGGUGAUUUAGAUAAAGAUGCUUUUCCAGUACGAUAUAUGGCUGAACAGGGUAUAGAAUUCUUCGUAGCUCAGUCCUUCUCUAAAAACUUUGGUUUAUACAAUGAAAGAAUUGGUAAUUUAGCUAUGAUAACCAACAAUCCUGAUAUGAAAUUACGAGUGAGAACACAGUGUGAAUUGAUAGUCAGAAAGAUCUGGUCUAAUCCAUCAAAUCAUGGUGCCAGAAUAGUAGCUACAGUACUCAAUAAUCAGGCUUAUUAUGAAGAAUGGAAACAACAAGUGAAGACAAUGGCUAACAGAAUCCAGCUAAUGAGACAGUUACUGUACGAGAAACUCCGUUCUCUAGGAACACCUGGUACUUGGGAACAUAUUAUUAAACAAAUUGGUAUGUUCAGUUUCACUGGACUUUCAGUGCGUCAAGUAGAACAUAUGAUAAAUCACCACCAUAUAUAUUUAUUGAAAGAAGGACGUAUCAAUAUGUGUGCAUUAACUACUAAAAACGUGGAAUAUGUUGCCAAUGCUAUAAAUGAUAGUGUCAAAUCCUUCCCUGAAGAUCCUAAACUUUAA